GUUAACUUAACGCUCUACCGCUACUACCAAGUCCCCCCAGGGAAACCUAAAACCCUAACGCUAUAUCCUGCGUCGUCCACCUCCAGUGUCUGCUUCAAUUCUCCUCAGUCCACUGUAAUUGAGUACGCGAUUCAUAUAACUGCUGGUUCUCUGCUUUGCGCAGCAGGUUGACAAUGAAAUACAAGGUUCAGAAGAAGAAAGUCUCGGCCUCCAACGGGAACAGAAAGAGCAACAAGCAUUCUAUCAGUCGAGACCCGUUUUUCGAAGGUGAGUCUAAGAAGAGGCGUAAGAUCGGCUACGAAGAUGAAGACAUAGAGUCCGGAGACUCCGAGGAAGAGAACGAAAUUCUCGGAGAUUCUGAUGGUGGCGGUAGCAGUGGCGAUGAGGAGCAAGAGGAGUAUGCUAUGGAGACUGCGGAUGAGAAGCGGAAGAGGUUGGCGGAAGAGCACGUGGAGAAGGUACGGAAGUAUUGGGAGAGAAAGAGGCAAACUGAGGGGGAGGAUGAAGAACGAGGAGGAGAAGGUAGCGAGAAUGAGAACGAAGGAGUGAAAGAUUCACUUGUGGCGAGCAUCUUGCAGAAGGAGCAGCUCGAGGAGAGUGGUCGUGUUAGGAGAGUCAUUGCUUCCAGAGUUCAAAAGCCAGAAGCUGCUGAUGAAUUUCGUAUCCUAGUAAAACACAGACAACCUGUUACUGCUGUAGCUCUUUCUGAGGAUGAUUUAAAGGGCUUUUCUGCCUCGAAAGAUGGCACCAUUUUGCAUUGGGAUGUGGAAAGUGGAAAAAGUGAGAAAUACCAGUGGCCUAGUCAGGAUGUUCUGAAGUCCCAUGGAGUCAAGAAUACAGAAGGGCGAGUUAAGAAACAUAGCAGGCAUGUUUUAGCAUUGGCUGUCAGUUCUGACGGUAGAUAUUUGGCUACCGGAGGCUUAGACCGGCAUGUUCAUCUAUGGGAUGCUCGUACACGAGAGCAUGUACAGGCUUUUCCAGGUCAUAGAGGACCUGUUUCAUGCUUAACUUUUAGGCAAGGGACUUCAGAACUCUUUUCUGGUUCAUUUGAUCGAACGGUCAAGAUAUGGAAUGCAGAAGAUAGAGCUUACAUAACCACCUUAUUUGGUCACCAAAGUGAAGUAUUAACCAUUGAUUGCUUAAGAAAGGAACGAGUAUUGACUGUUGGACGGGAUCGGUGUAUGCAGUUGUUUAAGGUUCCUGAAGAAUCACGGUUAAUAUUCCGAGCCCCUGCAUCAUCUUUAGAAUGUUCUUGUUUCAUCAGCAAUGAUGAAUUUUUAUCUGGUUCUGAUGAUGGAAGUAUUGAGCUCUGGAGUGUUACGCGAAAGAAACCUGUAUACAUUGUUAAGAAUGCUCAUCCUGUUUUGACUGCAUCGAAGGAUAUUAAAAAUGAAGAUCAUGGAACUUUUGCUAAUGGGCAUUUAGAAAAUGGCAAUACCAAUAAUGAGAAUUAUCAUUGUUCAUCAGCAUAUUCAUGGGUUAGUUCAGUUGCUGUAUGUAGAAGCAGUGAUCUUGCUGCAUCAGGAGCUGGCAAUGGCUCAGUCCGCCUAUGGGUUGUUGAAAGUGAGUCCAAAGAUGUUCGACCUUUAUAUGACCUUUCGUUGUCUGGUUUUGUAAAUUCUCUGGCCUUUGCAAGAUCCGGACAGUUCAUCAUUGCUGGAGUUGGACAGGAGCCGCGUCUUGGAAGAUGGGGACGUCUACCGGCUGCUCGGAAUGGGGUUGCAAUUCAUCCCCUUAAGCUCUCAUAAGAUGGUGAUAUUUUUGCAGAUUGCUACAGUUUUCAGGUGGACUAUUGUUUGGAUACGGAGAAAACAAGGCCAACGAGGGGACACUCGUUCAUGGUCAUCACUACAAUUUUGGCAUAGCUGAGAAAUUAAGCUAAAAGUUCAAUCUGUAGGAUAUAGCUUUUGUUCAAUUUUAUGUACAAUUACAUAUUAAUGUUCUCUGGGCUGUUCUUUUUUUUUUUUUUUUAACUAGAUUAUUUUUUCCUGAUGAAAUUUUGUUAGCGCCGUGAGUGGAAUUGUAGGGUGAGGACUUUUCUGCAUUAUCUACCUAAAAUUGCUGUAGAACCUA
Molecule: messenger RNA, 2073 nt
Organism: Carica papaya (papaya)
Lineage: Eukaryota; Viridiplantae; Streptophyta; Magnoliopsida; Brassicales; Caricaceae
Product: U3 snoRNP-associated protein-like EMB2271
Cellular component (GO): small-subunit processome
Molecular function (GO): protein binding; U3 snoRNA binding
Source: RefSeq, a predicted model, not a curated record